This is a messenger RNA of Malaclemys terrapin pileata, 2907 nucleotides long. Its product is annotated as zinc finger protein RFP-like. The record is from RefSeq and is a predicted model, not a curated record. The transcript has 8 exons. The coding region runs from base 149 to 1612 and encodes 487 amino acids. Gene Ontology annotation, molecular function: zinc ion binding; protein binding. Lineage: Eukaryota; Metazoa; Chordata; Testudines; Emydidae.
UCACCAGGAAGCUGCGGUUCCGAACCAUGACUCAACUCCACGUAAAGCCUGUUUACAAGAAGGGAAACUCCCCUUUCUCGUUCAAGGGUCAGCACAUUUCAGGGAACAGGGAAGUGAAAUUAAACGGCUCUCCUGCCCGGGAUGAGCCAUGGCUGCUGCUGCAAAGGCAAGGCAAAGCCUCCAGGAUGAAGCUUCUUGUUCCAUCUGCCUGGAGUAUUUUAAUGAUCCAGUGACUAUAGACUGUGGGCACAAUUUCUGCCAAGCCUGCAUCACCCAGUGCUGGGAGGGAGCUGAUAAAGACGUCUCCUGCCCUCAAUGCAGAGCGACCUUUCCCCAGAGGAACCUCAGGCCUAACUGGCAGCUGGCCAACAUGGUAGAAAUAGCCAAGCAGCUACAUUUGCAAUCGACAAAAGAUGUCGGAGCCGGGAGAGCGUGCGAGAAACACCAGGAGGCUCUGAAACUCUUCUGUCAAGAGGAUCAGUCCCCCAUCUGCGUGGUGUGCGACAGGUCCAAGGAGCACAGGGCUCACACGGUGGUUCCUGCAGAGGAGGCCGUCCAGGAGUACAAGGGACAAAUUAGGAGUCGUUUGGAGAUGCUGAAGAAGGAGAUGGAAGGCAUUGCUGCACUGAAAUUGAAUGGGGAAAUAACAAGCGAGGAGCUGCUGCAACAGACGGAGAGCGAGAGGAAGAAGAUUCUGUCGGAAUUUGAGAAACUCCAUCUGUUUCUAGAGGAGAAAGAAUUGCUCCUAUUGGCCCAGCUGGAAGUACUGGACAAGGAGAUAUUGAAGAGGCAUGAUGAAUUCACCACCAGGCUCACCCAGGAGAGAUCUCGUCUCGGGACCCUGAUCAGUGAGAUGGAAGGGAAGUGCAGGCAGCCAGCAAGUGAAUUCCUGCAGGACAUCAGAAGCACUUUGAGCAGGUAUGAGACGGGGAAGUUUCAGAGUCCACCAUCCCUUCCUCUGGAACUGAAAAGGAGAGUCAAGGAAUUCUCUCAGAAGCACACAUUUCUGGAGCACACUCUGAGUAAAUUUAAAGAGAGACUGUCAUCUGAACCAAAGCUGGACAAAGCGAUUCUAUCUGGAAAGCAGUUGGACAAAGCCAACGUGACCCUGGAUCCAGACACGGCUCAUCCUCAUCUCAUCCUGUCUGAGGAUGGGAAAAGCGUGAAAUGGGGACCUGCACGGCAGGACGUGCCCAACAACUUCAGAAGAUUUGAUCCCGUUCCCUGUGUGCUGGGCUGUGAGGGGUUCACCUCGGGGAGACAUUGCUGGGAAGUGGAGGUGGACGGGAGCAGUUGGGCCGUGGGGGUGGCCAGAGAGUCUGUGACGAGAAAGGGAGGCGUCAGCUUGGAGCCAGAGGAGGGGAUCUGGGCUGUGGGGCAGCUGAACCCAAUUCAGUAUGUGGCUCUCACUUCUCCUUGGACAAGCCUGCCACCAGAUAGGAGACCCAGGAAGAUCUGGGUCACCCUGGACUACAAAAGGGGGCAGGUGGCAUUUUUCAACGCUGAGAACCACACUGAGAUCUUCACUUUCAUAGCAGUCGCUUUUGCUGGGAGAAUCUUCCCGUUCUGCUGGGUGGCAGACAAAAACUCCCAGGUCAGAAUCUGUCACUGAUCUGCGAGAUCAGGUAUCCUCUUCCCCGCACCUCCGGGGCCUGGAUCUGGCAUCUGCUCCGUAGAAUCUCCUGGUGGAAUUCUAGUCUGUCCGACCCAGCUUCUAACACUCGCUUCACAGCAGUAUCUGACUGCCCAUGCCACCUCCUACUGGAGCCCAGAGAGAGCCCAGUUUCUCUAACGCCGGCAGACAAUUCAUGGCACAGACAGUUCAUGACCCCCUAUACACUCCCCCUACUGCAGGAUCCCUCCUCGGAUGAGCAGGAGAGGAUCUUUUCUAAGAGGAGAGAGAUCAGAGGGAUUAGAGGUGGGGGAAACAAAGAGUAACUGGUGAGGAUGUUUAUAGAAGGAAAUAUGAGAGGAAAAUGUAUAGGAGGAAAAGAGAUGAGGGAGAAUAUAAACUCUUUGGAGCAGGGACUGUCUCUCGCUGUGUGUCUGUGCAGUGCCCGGCACAACGGGGCCCUGAUCUCAGCUGGGGCAGGGACUGUCUCUCGCUGUGUGUCUGUGCAGUGCCCGGCACAAUGGGGCCCUGAUCUCAGCUGGGGUUAUCCUCCGGGACGGCACCAGCGCAGCAAGCACGGGCCUGGGGCGGCAAGCCGGGGUGGGGGGCGGGGAGCGGCGUGCCGGUCACCGUGAGGGCAGCAGUCAGGCAGCCUUUGGCAGCGUUUCUGCGGGAGGUCUGCCAGUCCCGCGGCUUCGGCGGCGGGUACGCCGAAGGCGUGGGACCGGCAGAUCACCCGCAGAAAUGUCACCGAAGGCCACCUGACUGCCGUGCUUGGGGCGGCAAAAAACAUAGAGCCGCCCCUGGUUAUCCUAUAUAUGUAAUAGGCAAUGAUAGCUACACAAGAGACACUGAGAAUCAUUCAGAGGAUUCAUAGACUUGGGGUAAAAUUUUCAGAAGGGCCUAAAUCCCAUUUUCAAAGGAGAUGAGUGACUCUUGAGAACCCACGACUCAAUGAAAGUCGACGGGACUCUGGCUUCGAAAUCACUUCAGUGCUUUUGAAAAUAUGCCCCUCAUUGAACAUUAGGUGCCAUUCUAAGCACCCAUCCCUUUGCUACAUCAGCAGCGAUUUAAGUGGGGGUCUAUGCAGGCCCAUGGCUCCUCCCACAUAGACGGAGGAGUCACAGGAUGGGGCCCUUUCUUGGCUUCAGAAGGUGGAAAUUGCCAAAGGAUUGUCCCACGUUCCCUGGUUAAGUGAGAUCAACCGGCGGCUUUCUCCGUUGUCCUUACUGCUCAUGCAAAUGUUCAGCGUUCAAAGCCAACUUGUGUUUAUUUUAGAAUUCGCAUUUACCUAA